ACAUACACCAGUGCUCAGCUUUCUCUUCUCUUGCCAGCCAUGUCUCAAGCCGUGCAGACCAACGGGACACAGCCCCUGAGCAAAACCUGGGAGCUCAGCCUGUAUGAACUGCAGAGAACACCUCAGGAAGCCAUCACGGAUGGCCUGGAGAUCGUGGUGUCCCCCCGGAGCCUGCACAGUGAGCUGAUGUGUCCCAUCUGUCUGGACAUGCUGAAGAACACCAUGACCACAAAGGAGUGUUUGCAUCGCUUCUGCGCCGACUGUAUCAUCACAGCCCUCAGGAGUGGCAACAAGGAGUGUCCCACGUGCCGGAAGAAGCUGGUUUCAAAGAGAUCCCUUCGGCCAGACCCCAAUUUUGAUGCUCUCAUCAGCAAGAUUUACCCGAGCAGAGAUGAGUAUGAGGCUCAUCAGGAGCGGGUGCUGGCAAGGAUCAGCAAGCACAACAACCAGCAAGCUCUGAGCCACAGCAUUGAGGAGGGAUUAAAGAUUCAGGCUAUGAACAGGUUACAGCGUGGCAAGAAGCAGCAGAUUGAGAAUGGCAGUGGAGCAGAGGAUAACGGCGACAGCUCGCACUGCAGCAAUGCCUCCACGCACAGCAACCAGGAGGCAGGGCCCAGCAACAAGAGGACCAAAACCUCAGAUGAUUCCGGGCUGGAACUGGACAAUAACAACACAACUGUGGCCAUAGACCCUGUGAUGGAUGGGGCAAGUGAAAUCGAGUUGGUCUUCAGGCCUCACCCGACCCUCAUGGAGAACGACGACAGCGCGCAGACGAGGUACAUCAAGACCUCAGGCAAUGCCACGGUUGACCACUUGUCCAAGUACCUGGCUGUGAGGUUGGCUUUGGAGGAGCUGCGCAGCAAAGGAGAGUCAAACCAGAUGAACCUGGACACAGCCAGUGAGAAGCAGUACACCAUCUACAUCGCCACGGCCAACGGGCAGUUCACUGUACUAAAUGGGUCCUUCUCCCUGGAACUGGUCAGUGAGAAGUACUGGAAGGUGAACAAGCCCAUGGAACUAUACUACGCACCCACGAAGGAGCACAAAUAA
Molecule: messenger RNA, 1050 nt
Organism: Acanthisitta chloris (rifleman)
Lineage: Eukaryota; Metazoa; Chordata; Aves; Passeriformes; Acanthisittidae
Gene: RNF2
Product: ring finger protein 2
Exons: 6
Coding region: 40-1050 (336 amino acids)
Cellular component (GO): ubiquitin ligase complex; PcG protein complex
Molecular function (GO): ubiquitin protein ligase activity; chromatin binding
Source: RefSeq, a predicted model, not a curated record